AAGUUGAUAAAGGCUGAAUUUUUAAGUGGAAGGAAAUACAAAGAUGGGGUUUCUCUUAGGGUGUGAAAGUAGAUAUGUUUUUGGAGUAAAAUUGUUGAAGAGUUGUGUUACAGUUUAGGGUUUUCAAUUCUGAGUUUUUGUUUUUAUUAAUAUGGGUGGGUGUUUUCCCUGUUUUGGAUCAUCAAACAAGGAAGGGAACAACAAUGGUGGGAGCACUCUGAAAGAACUCAGCAAGAGUUCAACUAAAGAUGGCUCAGUUGCACAGUCUCAGCAUGUUCACAGAGUUAGCUCAGACAAAUCGAAAUCUCGGACCGGUUCUGAUUCUAAGAAAGAACCUGCAGUGCCUAAAGAUGGACAGACAGCAAAUAUUGCAUCACAAACAUUCACCUUUCGAGAGCUUGCCUCCGCCACAAAGAACUUUAGGCAAGAAUGUCUAUUAGGAGAAGGUGGUUUUGGACGUGUUUACAAGGGUCGGUUGGAGAGUACAGGACAGGUUGUUGCCGUCAAACAGCUUGAUAGAAACGGGAUUCAGGGAAAUAGAGAAUUUCUGGUUGAAGUUCUCAUGCUUAGCCUCUUACACCACCCGAACCUUGUCAACUUGAUCGGCUAUUGUGCCGAUGGAGACCAACGCCUCCUCGUCUAUGAGUUUAUGCCUUUGGGUUCAUUGGAGGAUCACUUACACGAUCUUCCGCCGGACAAGGAACCUCUGGACUGGAAUAUCCGAAUGAAGAUUGCAGCUGGUGCAGCCAAGGGAUUGGAAUACUUGCAUGAUAAAGCUAAUCCUCCUGUUAUAUAUAGGGACCUGAAAUCAUCCAACAUCCUUCUACAUGAAGGCUAUCAUCCUAAAUUAUCGGAUUUUGGGCUUGCAAAAUUGGGUCCUGUUGGCGAUAAAACCCAUGUCUCCACACGAGUGAUGGGCACUUAUGGUUAUUGUGCACCGGAAUAUGCAAUGACUGGCCAGCUCACCCUAAAGUCUGAUGUCUAUAGUUUUGGAGUGGUCUUUCUCGAGCUAAUCACGGGACGCAAAGCCAUUGAUAAUACACGUGAUCCUGGAGAGCAUAAUCUUGUUGCAUGGGCACGGCCGCUUUUUAAAGAUCGUAGGAAGUUCCCAAAAAUGGCUGAUCCACUGCUGCAAGGUCACUAUCCGGUGCGAGGCUUAUACCAAGCUCUUGCAGUUGCUGCUAUGUGUUUGCAGGAACAAGCUGCAACGAGGCCUCUAAUGGGUGAUGUUGUGACAGCCCUAACAUACUUAGCCUCACAAACCUAUGACCCAAAUGCGCCUAGCAAUCAAAGUAACAGAGUUGGUCCAUCAACUUCGAGACUCGAGGAUGAUCAAAGGAGUAUGGAAGAUGGGUUGGACAGCCCAAAUGAGCGUGUACAGCACAGUUCCCCUUCGACCCACAGGAAUUCACCCGAUUACAGGAAGAGAAAUCAUGCUAGGGAAAUGAGCACCAGUGCACAUUUGGGUAGGAACGAAACCGGUGGGGGCUCAGUGAGGGAAUGGGGUUUGGAUGAUUCAGAACAUGAAUCUCACAGUAACUGCCCUCUGAGUGCUCUGAGAGCGAGGGAAACUCCACGUAAUCAUGAUCUCGACAGAGAACGUGCUGUUGCAGAGGCUAAAGUAUGGGGUGAGAAUUGGAGGGAGAGAAAACGGGCAAAUGCAAUGUGCAGCUUUGAUGGUACAAAUGACUGACGUUGCUGAAUCCAUUCCAUUUUGCUCUUUCAAGCAUAUACAUGUUGCAUCGUUUUAAGGGUCGUCAAAGGGAAAAGAAGAAAUGUCAAAUCCUUACCCGUCUCCACUUCUACCUCCAAGAAAUUAGAGCUUAUCCCUCCUAUAAUCAUUCUUCUUG
Molecule: messenger RNA, 1850 nt
Organism: Hibiscus syriacus
Lineage: Eukaryota; Viridiplantae; Streptophyta; Magnoliopsida; Malvales; Malvaceae
Product: serine/threonine-protein kinase PBL27-like
Biological process (GO): protein phosphorylation
Molecular function (GO): protein kinase activity; ATP binding
Source: RefSeq, a predicted model, not a curated record